Molecule: messenger RNA, 1971 nt
Organism: Acipenser ruthenus (sterlet)
Lineage: Eukaryota; Metazoa; Chordata; Actinopteri; Acipenseriformes; Acipenseridae
Product: protein FAM3C-like
Exons: 10
Coding region: 203-883 (226 amino acids)
Source: RefSeq, a predicted model, not a curated record
CAGUUGAAUCUAAUCUGCUCUUGGGUUGGACUAAAGAUCCUCUGUUUUCAAAAGAACAUCUUGGAUUGGACGUUUGAUACAUUUCCUGGUUUUCUAGAAAAAAACACUUCGUGAAACCUUAGAUAACGUAAUACCUUCGCCGGUGCACUGACCAGGUAUCCAGAAUCCCUCCACUGCAGCAGCAAAGAAACAAGCUGAAAGAAUGAGAGUAGCCGGGUUUGUAAAGCUUUCUGUGGUGGUUGUAGGAUUUGUAUUGGCGUUUUAUGUUGCUUCUCAAGUUUUUGAAUUCAAAAUGGAUGCCAGUUUAGGAAAUAUGUUUGCAAGGUCAGCUGUGACUCAUUCACCUUCUACAAAACCUCCGAGGUAUAAAUGUGGACUUUCAAAACCCUGUCCGGAGAAGCAUUUUGCAUUCAAAAUAACAAGUGGAGCAGCAAGUGUUGUUGGGCCAAAGAUGUGCUUGGAAGAUAAUAUGUUGAUGAGUGGUGUUAAGAACAAUGUUGGAAGAGGGUUGAAUUUAGCUUUAGUAAAUGGUAAAACUGGAGAAUUAAUGGAUACAAAGUUUUAUGACAUGUGGGGGGGAGACGUGAAGCCUUUAAUUGAGUUUCUCAAGACCAUCCAGGAUGGGACAGUUGUAUUAAUUGCCUCCUUUGAUGAUAGUGCAUCUAAACUUAAUGAUGAAGCACGGAAACUAUUCGGUGAAUUGGGAAGUACAAGUGCUGCAACCCUAGGCUUUCGGGAUAACUGGAUUUUUGUUGGAGGAAAAGGAAUUAAAACAAAGAGCCCAUUUGAACAGCACAUCAAGAACAACAAGGAUACCAAUAAAUAUGAAGGCUGGCCUGAGGUCUUGGAAAUGGAAGGAUGCAUUCCCCAGAAAUCUGAUUAAAGUCUCUUUUUUUGUUGUAUAUUUAUAUAGACUGGGUAUUGGUUUAGGUAUUCUUAAUUCUAGCAGCAAUCUUUACUGCAAGGGUUUUAACCAAACGCAUGAACGUUGCUGUGACAAUUCUGAGCGUUUUCUAUGUAGGACCAGAAAUAAUCAAGACCUUAAUCCAAUCCGACUGCAUGUCUUUGUAUCUAACUUUUUAUUUGUGUUUUUGUUUUUAUUUUAAUUCUCUUUUUAUAUCUCCUCUUUUAAUCUGUGACCAAAAAUGAUAAACUUUGUGAAAGUGUGUAGCAAUCUUACUUUAGCUAAUUUUUUUGUUUUAAAUAAAAUAUACAACUUUAAAGCAAUGUAUCAAUGUAACAACUAUAGAUAUAAGGGGGCUGUAACACAUACAGGUAAAGCACCAAGCUAGGAAUUGGCCAGACAGUGUGAUUAAUUAGCUGCUACUGUACCUGUGUUCCUCUGGCAAAACCGGUGAAGACUUAUCUGCUAUAUAGCAAUUCAGCAGCAAUAAAAAAAGAGUAGGGGGCCCAAAUGAUUAAAGCUUGUGUGCAUUGGGGUGGGGGUUCUGAUGUAAACAUUUCACAAUGUUUAUCAGAUAUGUUAAAGAUGGAGCAAAAUUAACACCCUUAAUAUGUUCCCUCUUCCAUCUUCUAUUUGUUAUACUGUGCGUGUGUGUUUGUAUUGUUUAACAGCUUAGGACAAUCAUGGUAGCCCAAUCUCUGUUAAAUACUUUAAAUUGUUUGUUGUAUUUCCCUCAGUGACAUCCACUGAUACUCCACUGGGAAAGGAAUAAGUCUCUUCUUGCACGGCACUUGCAUUAGACACCUGCAAGUUGAUUGUCUGAUUUAGGCUUGUAUUGGGGAAAACAUGCAAGGGAUUAAACUGCAUUUCUUGAGGUGCUGCAAGGGAAGGAAGACCCCUAAAAGCACAUUAUUGCGACAUGUUUUUGGCAGCACUAUUCAUGAAACUUACUUUAUAUGUUUUCCAAAUAUUUAAACUUCUCAUAAUUGUAUUGUUUAUUAAAACAGACAGGGUGUGAAUUAGAGUUUACUGGAAUAAAACCAUGUUAAUAUGCCAUUUUUAAUUUA